Molecule: messenger RNA, 2872 nt
Organism: Lactuca sativa (garden lettuce)
Lineage: Eukaryota; Viridiplantae; Streptophyta; Magnoliopsida; Asterales; Asteraceae
Product: putative DNA (cytosine-5)-methyltransferase CMT1
Biological process (GO): negative regulation of gene expression via chromosomal CpG island methylation
Cellular component (GO): nucleus
Molecular function (GO): DNA binding; chromatin binding; DNA (cytosine-5-)-methyltransferase activity
Source: RefSeq, a predicted model, not a curated record
UCUUUACCUUCUGCAAUUCCAACGACACUCUCACUCCCCCUCGAUCUACCAUCACACACAGAGAAGGAGAGCAAAUGGCGAAAGGAGUCAAGAGAGGCGUGAAGCAGUCAGAAGAAGCCAUUGAUUCUUCGAUACCUUCUUCAGAUUCCAAACAGUCGUCUCGCUCAAAGAAAUCCAAAACCUCUCCAUCCGCCGCCGCAGCUGAUGAUGACACACGCUUAAUCGGAAAACCAAUUACCACUGAUGAAGCCAUUGAUUCUUCUGUACCAUCUUCCGAUUCCAAGCCAUCGUCUUGUUCAAAGAAACCAAAAACCACUCGAGUGGCCGCAGCUGACGAUGACACACGCUUCAUCGGAAAACCAGUUCCAGCUGAUCAAGCCAGAGAAAAAUGGCCUCAUCGUUACGAAUCCAAGAGCAGAGUGAAGGUUAUAGCUCCAUCAAAUGGUGAAGCAGAUGGAAAAGAGAUUAUUCAAGCCAAGUGCCAUUAUACCAAAGCUGUCAUUGAUGGUGUUACUUUCGAUCUUUAUGAUGACGCAUUUGUCAAAGCUGAAGAAGGGCAUCCAGAUUUUAUUGCUAGGAUUGUGGAGAUGUUUGAAACCGUUGAUAAAAAACUCUAUUGUUCAGCUCAAUGGUUUUUUAGAGCAGAAGAUACUGUCAUUAAAAGCCAAGCUCAUCUUAUUGACAAAAGACGAGUGUUUUAUUCUGAAAUGAAAGAUGACAAUCCACUUGAUAGCAUAUUGUCAAAAGUCAAAAUUGUUCAACUUCCUCCAAAUGUUGGCUUUUCUGAAAAAAAGAAGGCACUCUUGUCAUGUGAUCUUUACUAUGAUAUGCAGUAUUCAAUGCCAGUUACAUUCACAACCCUACAAAAAGAAAGUUCAAUCACAAAGAGUGAUGAGUCAUCUGUAAUUUCAGGCGAUAAUAGCUCAAAUGGUGUAGUAGAGAAAAAGAAAAACAAUAAAAUUUCAAAACCAACUAAAAUUCAUGAAUCUAAAGAGUGUGAAAUGACACUUUUGGACUUAUACGCGGGUUGUGGUGGAAUGUCAACUGGACUUUGUUAUGGCACAAAUAUAUCUGGAGUGAAACUUGUCACAAAAUGGGCAGUUGACAUAAAUCAACACGCGUGUGAAAGUCUGAAGUUAAACCAUAAUGAAACUCAUGUGAGAAAUGAAGCAGCUGAAGACUUUUUAUCUUUGAUUAAAGAAUGGGAAAAGCUUUGUAAAGAUUUCCAUUUAUUGGGUUCACAUCGUGAUGAAAAUAGUCAAAAUACAAAUAUGAAAUCUGAAGAAUCAGAUUCUGAAGAGAAUGAAGAGAAACCGAAUCCUUCAGAUGAUGAAUUUGAAGUGGGAAAACUGUUAGCUGUUUGUUAUGGUGAUCCAAAUAAAGUCAACAACAAAAAACUACAUUUCAAGGUGAGAUGGAAGGGGUAUGGUCCUAGCUAUGAUACUUGGGAACCAUUUGAUGGUUUAAGCAACUGCAUGGAUUCUAUAAAGGAAUUUGUAAGCAAAGGGUAUCAAUCAAGAUUACUUCCUCUUCCUGGUGAUGCUGACUUUAUUUGUGGGGGUCCACCAUGUCAAGGAAUAAGUGGUCAUAAUCGGUUUAGAAACUACACUGAUCCUCUAAAGGAUCCCAAGAAUCAUCAACUUGUGGUUUAUAUGGAUAUAAUUGAUUUUUUAAAACCAAAAUUUGUUUUAAUGGAGAAUGUUUGUGACAUUGUGAAAUUUGCUGAUGGGAUUUUGGGAUUUUAUGCUGUUGGAAGAUUAGUUUCCAUGAAUUAUCAGACAAGAUUGGGGAUAAUGGCUGCAGGAUCAUAUGGAGUUCCUCAAUGCAGAUUGAGAGUUUUUCUUUGGGGUGCUAAUACAAUGAUGAAUUUGCCUCAGUUUCCUUUACCUACACAUGAAGUUGUUGGGAGAGGAGUAGUUCCAGUUGAAUUCAAGGAUUGUAUUGUUGGAUCUGAUGUUGACAAGUCAACAAAGUUGGAAAAAAGCAUAUUACUUGGUGAUGCAAUUUCAGAUCUACCUGAGGUUACAAAUUACAAUGGAAAAGAUGAAAUGGAAUAUGGAGGUGCCCCAAAAACAAGUUAUCAAAAAUACAUCCGAAUGAGAAAACAAGCUUUGGGGAAAGAUUCUUCAAAAAGAAAAAUGCUUUAUGAUCAUAGGCCAUUGGAAUUAAAUGAAGAUGAUUAUGCUCGAGUUUGUCAAAUCCCAAAAAUAAAGGGAGCAAACUUUAGGAAUCUACCAGGGGUAAAAGUGGGAACAAAUAACAAAGUGGAAUGGGAUCUUUCAGUUGAAAGAGUCAUGCUACCUUCAGGAAAACCUUUGGUUCCUAAUUAUGCUAUGACCUUUGUUGGUGGAACUUCAAAAAAGCCAUUUGGUCGUUUGGGAAUGGAUGAUGUUGUCAAAACUGUAGUGGGAAGAGCCGAGCCACAUAAUCAGGCGUUGCUUCAUCCAAACCAAGAUAGAGUUCUUACAAUUCGUGAAAAUGCGCGUUUGCAAGGCUUCCCUGAUCAUUAUAAACUUUCAGGACCUGUUAAAGAGAGGUAUUUGCAGAUUGGAAAUGCAGUUGCGUUUUCGGUAUCAACUGCGUUGGGGUAUGCAUUAGGGAAGGCAGUCAAAGGGGUUUGUGGAAGUCAACCGUUGACUCUUCCAGUCAAAUUUCCUGAUUGUUUAGGUCAACUGUCUUCAGUCAACCAAGUCUCACAAGAAUCUGAAUGAUAAUGAAAGUGGGUGUAGUAUUUAUUAUUGAUUAUGUGGUAUUUUCAUUGAGUGUAAUUUAACAUUGAUUUGAGUGGUGUAGUUUAGGAAAAUAUUAGGUUAGCGUAAGAUUGAGACUUAAUGUGUGUUUUAAUAAAAGAAAAAAAGACAAAUUUUGCUAA